AUGGAAGGACAGGUGCUGGAAAAGGUGGAAGCUUUUACCUACCUGGGCAGUAUCGUUGACAACCUGGGAGGAACCGAUGCUGAUGUGAAGUUCUCUGUCAAACUCUUGGGCCAUCCUGGUGCAGAUGUAUUUAUACAGAGAUCAUUUGACACUUGCACACAGGUGGAUCCCUUUGGGAAGCUGGAGCUUCCUUUUGAACUGCCUUUUGGGAAAGAGCCAAUGAGAGGCUCUGGAAAUUACUGGAUGGCCAUCAUGCUCUUCAGCAGUGUCCUCGCUGCAGAGGCUCGGCCCAGUACGGAUACACUCGCUCCUCCGGACUAUCGACCGCUUGUUCGAUUCCGACACAAGCAGGAUGGGAUCCCGGAGAGUUUGCGGAUUAAGGGCUUGUUUAGUCACAGCAGCUUCCUAAAUGCCUGUGAACAUAAGUACUGUGGUCUGGGGAAGCACUGCGUGGUGGACCAUGUGACCGGUCAGGGAGAGUGCCAGUGUCUGGAGCACUGCAAGCCGCACUACAAACCUGUAUGUGGAUCUAAUGGGAAACUGUACCAGAACCACUGUGAGCUGCACCGAGCCUCGUGUCUUGCCCGUCAAAGAAUCACCAUUAUACACAGCGAAGAAUGCUUCUAUAAAGAUGAUAACUGUCGUCUAGUCGAUUACAAAAAACUGAAGAGCAAGGUGUUGAACCUUCACGCUCUUCGCUUCCUACCACCAGGAGCCCAGGACAGCUAUGAGAAGGACAUGGCGUCCAGGAAGCAUGUAGUGGACCUGAUGUUCAAGCGUUUUGAUGCCGACGGGAGCAGACAAGUGGACAGCAGCGAGCUUUCACAGGUCAUCAAACAAGAAGGUUUGAGAAACACAGCAUCAGAGUGCACACUGUUUGACCUGCUAAAAUACAGCGAUAUGGACGACGAUGAGCACCUGACGAGGGAUGAGUUCUACUCAGCUUUUGACAUGUAUGAGCUGAGCCUCGCUGAGGAGCAGAAGCUGAUCGUCACCACAGUCACUGUGGGUCAGAGCGUCGUGCUGGCAUGCGCCAUCACGGGUGAGAGGCGACCGCCAAUCAUGUGGAGACGCAAUAACCACACACUCAACACACUACAGCUGGAGGAUAUCAGUAUCCCUCCACAGGAUUUCGGCGAUGAUGGAAGUCUGUACAUCACCAAGGUGACCACCACUCACAUGGGUAACUACACCUGCCACGCUGACGGAUAUGAGCAGCUUUUCCAGACACACACGUUGCAGGUGAAUGUUCCUCCUGUUAUUCGGGUGUAUCCAGAGAGUCAGGCACGCGAACCCGGAGUCACAGCCAGUCUGAGGUGUCACGCAGAGGGGAUUCCUGAUCCACAGCUGUCCUGGCUGAAGAACGGCAUGGACAUUUCUACUAAACUCUCCAAACAGCUCACACUGCAAGCUAAUGGGAGCGAAGUACACAUCAGUAACGUUCACUUCGAGGACACUGGAGCGUACACCUGCAUCGCACGUAAUGAAGCCGGUGUGGAUGAAGAUAUCUCGUCUCUGUUUGUAGAGGAUUCUGCACGCAAGUCAUUGGCAAACAUUCUGUGGCGAGAGGAAGGUCUGGGUAUUGGGAACAUGUUUUAUGUUUUUUAUGAGGACGGCAUCAAAGUGAUCCAGCCAGUGGCCUGUGAGAUCCAGAGACACAUCAAACCCAGCGAGAAGCUCCUCAGCCUGCAGGAGGACGUUUGCCCAAAAAUAGAGGGAGAUGACGACCAGAAGUGUGUUUGGGCUUCAGCUGUGAACAUAAAGGAUAAGUUUAUAUACGCCACCCAGCCAAUGCUGAACAGAGUGCUCAUCGUAGAUAUCCAAACCCAGAAGGCUGUUCAGACUGUGAGCACAGACAGAGUCCCAGUGAAGCUCCAUUAUGAUAAAUCACAUGACCAGGUGUGGGUUCUAAGCUGGGGUGAUCUGGAGAAGAACUUCCCGACACUCCAGGUGAUCAAGCAGGCUAGUGGUGGAACAUCCCACCACAUCAUUCACACCCCACCGGUGGGCCAUCGCUUCGACCGAGUGGACGACUUCUUCAUCCCACCAUCAAGCCUCAUCAUUAACCAUGUCAGGUUUGGAAUGAUCCUUCAUAAAAAGGAGCAUGCACUGCAUAAGAUAGACCUGGAGACCACGUCUUAUGUGAAGAACAUCAGCUUGAAUGAGUAUGACUGCAUUCCACAGUCCAUGGCCUACACCCACUUGGGGGGUUACUACUUUAUCAACUGUCACGCAGAUUCAACCGGUGCCAUGCGUCCUCAGCUUAUUGUUGAUAGUGUAACAGACAAUGUAAUUGGGCCUAAUCGUGAUGUUAGUGGCACCCCUUAUGUCUCACCUGAUGGCCACUACCUUGUGAGCGUGGACGACCAGAAUGGCAUGAUGCACCUGCAGUCCAUUUCAGUGCGUGGCGAAAUCGGACAACCUUUUGACAUCCACACCAAUCUGCACCUCUCAGACCUGGCCUUCAUGCCCUCGUUCACCGAAAUCCACCAGUACAAUGUGUUCGGUAGCUCGGGCCAGCAGACAGAUGCCCUGUAUGUAGAGCUCAGCACUGGCAAUGUUAAAAUGAUCAAGAGCCUGAAGCUGCCCACACCAUGGAGUCAGUGGCCCUGGAACCACAAGAACCGCGUUAUGACCUCGAGCGGCCUCUUUGGACAGUACCUUAUGACCCCUUCCCAGAGUUCACUGUUCAUUCUGGAUGGAUGGCUGGACAAGCUCAACUGCGAAAUCACUGAUGUGCCCAAGGGGAACACUGUGGUGUGGGUAGGGGAGGCCUAG
This is a messenger RNA of Neoarius graeffei (lesser salmon catfish), 2778 nucleotides long. It is a transcript of the gene fstl5, whose product is annotated as follistatin-like 5. The transcript is spliced from 18 exons. NCBI's taxonomy places the organism in Eukaryota, Metazoa, Chordata, Actinopteri, Siluriformes, Ariidae. Gene Ontology annotation, molecular function: protein binding; calcium ion binding. Gene Ontology annotation, biological process: cell differentiation; regulation of BMP signaling pathway; multicellular organism development. The record is from RefSeq and is a predicted model, not a curated record. The coding region runs from base 1 to 2778 and encodes 925 amino acids.